CAUACAAUCCACGCACACACACACACCAGAGGCACACGCAGGCAUACACACACACGCGCGCAUACACACGGACAAACUCGCGUAGGCGCGCGCGCGUAUAUAUUCACCCGCGCGCACGGUGCGUGUGACACGUGUACAACGCACGCGGACAGCAGCACGCGGCCACGGCUGUUCCGCACACACGCACACACACCACGGCAGGCACAUCUCGUGCUGCCGGUAGAGGGCCCAGCAGCAAAUGAUGCCGGAACGCACGCGAGCAGUGACGACCGCUGCUCCAUGCGCCACGUAAACGCAGCGACACCAGCAACAGCAGCAAGCAGCUGUUACAACAGCGAUCACAGCAACAGCAGCCACAGCCACAACCACCAACUACGGCUAUCAUCAGCAAGCAGCGCCCACCGUAUAGCCAGCCCUCCGUGUCGAACUUGCCACAUGUGCAGCGAAAGUGCUGCGGGCGAUGAGCCAGCCGGCGGCAACAGUUUUAUUACGGCCUAGAGCGAGCGUGCGUAACAAGUUGUGCGUGGCGACUGCGCACAAUUCACAACAAUUCACAUCGACGGCAGCGGCGGCGGCGGGCGACGAAGAGUGUGACAUUAGCGCGCGCUGUUAAAGCCCUUUCGUCUUGCUCGUCAUGGAAGAGGAGAAAAGGGCCCCGCCACUGGAGCAAGACGGCCAGGUCGCAGCCAAGGAAGGAGGAGGUGGUGGUGGUGGCGGCGCUCCAGCGCACGUGGCGGCCGCGGUUCCCGUGCUGCGCCUGUGCGUGCUGGUGGCCGCCACGGGCAUUGGGGGCAGCUUCCAGUACGGCUUCAACAUCUCCGUCAUCAGCGCACCCACGGCCCACAUCCAGCGCUUCAUCAACACGACGUGCGAGCAGCGCUACGGCGCAGGCCUUGACCAGCACGUGCUCACGUUGCUCUGGUCGACCGUCGUCUCCGUGUUCACGCUCGGCGGGUGCCUCGGCGCUCUGCUCGCGGGGCCCCUCGCCAUCCGCCUGGGCAGGAAGGGUGCCCUGCUGUUCAACAAUGGCUUUGCGGUGCUGGCCGCGGUGCUGAUGGGCGUGAGCCGUCCCGCGACCUCCUUUGAGCUCAUAAUCAUCGGCAGGCUCCUCAUCGGCAUCAACUGCGGAGUGGGCCUGAGCCUGCAGCCCAUGUUCCUGGGGGAGUCGGCCCCCCAGCACCUGCGUGGAAUCAUGGCGAUGGGCGGCAUCCUCUUCCUGCCCUUCGGCAUCGUCAGCGGACAGAUCAUGGGGCUACGGGAGCUGAUGGGCGAGGAGGAGAUGUGGCCCUUCCUGCUGGCACUGACGGUGGUACCGGCGCUGGUGCAGCUCGCCGUGCUGCCCCUGCUCCCCGAGAGCCCGCGCUUCCUGCUCAUCGACCGCGACGACCGCAAGCGCUGCCUCAAAGCCCUGCAGUGGCUGCGCGGGGCGGGUGACGUCACGGACGAGAUGGCGGAGAUGAGGGCCGAGCACGCGAAGCUGCAGGGUCAGAAGAAGAAGAUGCCGCUGGACCUGCUGCGUGACCCCUCGCAACGGUGGCAGCUCAUCACCGUCGUGGUCAUGGGUGCCGGGCAGCAGCUGUGCGGACUCGACGUGAUCUACUCCUACUCCACGUACAUUUUCGAAGCGUCAGGCGUUGCCCACGACAAGAUCACCUACGUCACCAUCGGCACGGGCGUGUGCGAGAUGUUCACCGUGUUCGUCAGCGGGUACUUCAUCGAGCGCGCCGGAAGGCGACCGCUGCUCAUCGGCGGCUACGUGAUGAUGUCGGUGGUGUGCGUCGUGAUGACCGUGUCGCUGCACCUCCAGGACUCCGUGGAGUGGAUGCCGUACCUCAGCGCCACAUGCGUGUUCGGCUACAUCCUCAGCUUUGGCAUCGGCCCAGGUGGCGUGACGGGAAUGAUGGCGGCGGAGUUGUUCACGCAGGAAGCGCGCCCUGCCGCCUACAUGAUCAACGGCUCCUGCAACUGGAUCUUCCUCUUCUCCAUCGGCAUGGUGUUCCCCUUCAUGGUGAAAGAGCUGGGCUCCUUCUGCUUCCUCGUGUUCCUGGUGGACUGCGUGUGCUGCGCCAUCUACAUUUACUUCAUCCUCCCGGAGACGCGCAACAAGUCCUUCCUGGAAAUCUCGCAAGAAUUCGAGAAACGCAACGGUACGGCCGCCACCACCAAGCCUCCGCCGAGCAUCGAGCUCCUCGCGAUAUGAGGCAGCAGCACCGCCCCCGGUGCUGCCCUGCCCACAACCAGUCCUGCCCAUCACUACCACCACCAACACAGUCCUGCCACCACGACAUCGCCCAUCAGGGCACCACCACCACGGCACCGCCUCCACAGCUGCUUCCUUCUUUUGUCAUCCCCGACUUCGCCGCCGUCUGUCGACGGGAUUGUAAAGGCCACACAAGGGGGGCACCCCCUGCAUUCAGAACCUUUCAUCCCCGGUCCGCUUGAUUAUUGCGGAUACAUUUCAUGCUGCACGAAUCUUUGUCGAACCAGGUGAACGACUUCGCGUACGUCGAACAGAUAGAUGCAGAGAAGCUGCAUUUGGACGAAUGUUCGGUCAAUGAGAACCCUGGUCAUCGGCAACACUCUCUGCUUUUUUCCUCCUGUACAGAGCGAUGAAUCCCAGCGUCGCGCUCUUGUUUUAACACACGCUCUGUGUGUUGACUUUCAUGAAAGCUCUUAAAUGUUUUUUUAAAGCCCCUUUUUUUCUAUUUAGCUAAUGUUUACUUCGGUAGAGCGAAGUAAACACCCACCCACCCACCUCUCAUUCACACAGUGUUUGUUUUAAAUCGUGUCUUUUUGCUCGUCCCUCGUUUUUACUCGCUCUUAAGCGGACUUAAAUCCACAGGCAGCGGCGCCCGCCGCUAACGUUUCGUCCGUUCGGGGCACGCGCAAUUUUUAACGAAGGCGACACGGCACCGAUUAUAAUCCAUUACGAAAAAAAAAUCCCGCGUCGACUCAAGUGACGGCCGCCGCCACCACCUCAUCGUCGACCGUUGAAAUUGGCGUGAAACAAAAUUAUCAGAAAGUCAUCUCCUUGCCGGGUCGCCGAGCGGCGGGAGUGCCGGUUGCGCGAUCAGAGUUGCCCUGCCGAGCCUUGGACCGCCACCAUGGCCACGGUUGAUUAUUUUCGGCUGUCGUGCGCGAAUGUUUGUGUUUUUGUUUUGGGCUCUCCGUGGCUUCGAUGGGAAUGGGAGAAAGUUUUCCCGAUUUGGGACGUCAAAAAAAUACACGUGGUCUCCUGUACGUUCACACCUGUGCACACUUCUGUGCAAAAAGCACACCGUCUCAAGAUGAACAAGAUUCGGACACGGGCCCGAUUUCAUGGUGCACCGUUCUUCUAUUUUUUACUUUUCCCGCUUGCGAAGAAAGUCGUCAUCUCGAUUCCACGAUCGACCGAUUCCGCAAAGAGGAUCGUUUUCUCGAGAGAAGAAAAGAAAAUGGAAAGCGCGUUCUGCUGUAGGAGCCCCCCACAGGAUUGUGACGGAGAACUUUCUGCGAUUUUAUUUUUUUUGUCCAUCACGACUCGGGCCUUGGCAUCGCGGCCUGUGACACUUGGCGGAUUCGCUCGCCGGUUUUCCCCGCGCGAGGGGCCCCUGACACCGUCCGGCGCGCGUUCGGAAACUGGUGUGCCGCGAAAAUAGAAAAUAUUCCCAAAGUUCCCGGGGCGCCGCUGCGCCUGUGGGUGGCCGGUGUGGGGGGCCUCCAUCUCUCGUGCGAACAGAGUGCCGAUGAUGCUGAUAGCGAUGAUGAUGAUGAUCAUUUUUGCGAUGCUCAUGGUAAUGAUGCUAAUAUUAUGGUGAUCAUCAUGAUGAUUUUAAUAAUGGUGAAGGUAAUCAUAUUGAUGAUUAUGAUAGGGCACAGUUAUUUUAAUAACAGUGAUUAUGGUAAUUUUAAUGACGAUCGCGAUAUGUUGAACGUACAUAUGAUGUAGUUUGUGCGCGCGUGUGUGUGUAUGUGUGCGCGUGACGUCAGGUUCGCACUCUACAAUACUGGCGAUCUAGCUUGGAUAUCAUGCGCACAAGUGGCAAGUGGUAUCUGAACCUGUCCCGUGCCUCCACUAGGUCGAAUUAGCCCUAAAUGAGUAACUGGGUGCCGUGUGUGUAUACAUGGGCACCGGAGAGACAGAGGCGGCCAGCUGAGAUGCCUCCCUAAGUGUUGCCUACGAGCACUUGCCGGCACUGCCCGUAAAGCUAUAUGAGGGGUCUUUAUGUGCAAGGGAGAUCGGUGUAACAAUUGUUGUACGAUCGAUCAGAAGGAAGCCAUGGCAUGGUGUGGUAUGUUGACCUGUAAAUUGAUUUAACCUCUUGUCGUUGACCUCAAUAAUGUCAAGUACAGAAACUGUAGGCUUUGGGUUCACACGUGUGAGAGACAGGAUAUUGUGGGGUCUCCAAGCCCCUCCAUUGGUUGCAAGUAGAGAAAGAGAGUAACACCGAUUCGUCAAUCAAUACCGAUUCAUAAGUUCACGAUACGCGCAUAGAAUCACCCGUGUAAAGAAUUCCUUUUGCGAGUUGCUGCGUUUCAUCCUGUGCGUCCAUGAGUUCACGUGACAACUGCAGCUUGCAAGAAAAGGCUUGCAACCAUUACACCAGUGUUAAAAAAGCUGUUCUUGAAUAUUUUAAAUCGAAUCGCGAUCGGGAAUCUUUGACAAUCGCGAGGGGGGUGGGGGGGAUGGUAGUUAUUCCACCCAUGUACAGGGUGCUUCAAAAAAUGUUUUCCACUUUCUGAGGAUUUGCAACAACACCUCAAGAAAGUUGCUGCCUCCGUGCUCUGGAGACCACCUGGAGAAGAUUCCAGGCAAUGCGUUGACAAUGAAGGCGAAACAAGUGGACAAUCUCUGAACUUUGAAGCUAUUAACAUCACAUUCGUUAUGAAGUUGCAGUGUAGUACUGUAUUUUCCUUUCCCCCCCCCCCCCCCCGCUUAAAAACGAUAGUCCCAUAUAAGUGUUAAAACAUGUUUGAACCACCCUGUGGAUGUAUCCAGCGCUCUGCGCCCAACUGUGUGUGUGUGGCUGUUAUGGGUCUGCAGCGGGCAAGACCGACAGAUCGCUGAGCGCACGUGGUGUCAGACGGCUCGGAGCCCGAUUGGCCGGCUCUGUUCCAUUGGGCUGGGGGUGGGGGCCUUGCCUCGUGACGUCACAUCACCCGCGGUGCAAUUGUGCUUUUGCUCCUCCUCUCGCUCGUGAUUGGCUGAGCCUCCCCACUAAAAUUGUUUUGGCUGCAACAACAAUUUCCACCAGUGGUAAAAAAAACCGAUCCGGGACUGGGGCCUGAUCAUCGUCAAACAACGCACGAAUGGCAGGUUGUACGUGCGCCGUACGACAUCGGUGCUUAUGCGGGCGUGGGCGAAAGACAUUGCCAUACUCGUGUAAGAAAUGUCGCGACAAAGCGCGUGUUUGCCAACACAGGGGGAGAGCCAACCUCACCGCUGCACUUGAGGGGGGGCGGUGUGUUCGUCUGUCUGGAUUGUAAUGGGACGAAACUUUGAACAGUGUUCUAUAUACUCUUUGGGACUUUCGGUAAAGUCACGUAGAUAGAAUAAGAAAAAUAAUAUAUAUAUUCAAGGCGUUGAGUGCGGGGGGGGGGGGUUGUGGAUAUUUUUGCUGACCCCAAACACCCUGACCUCGCCUCGGGUGACCUCGGAAGAGCCAAAAUAAAUCGCGCACGCAAUGCAACGGGUUUAAACUUUCGGCGUUGCUUGCUUACAGCAGUCGCUGAAGUAAGAGAGCUGAUUACAAGCAGUGUUGUUUCCCGUGCGCGUGUAUUUUUUUUUUACUAUUUAGGUCUUCAUAUUUAUCCGUGGCCAAAGUUGUGCAAGUUGGUAAAGAGACAGGGCUGACUUGCGUCCAGCUCCCAACUUCAAGGUCUUGUUUAUGGGUCAACUGCACCCUGGGUUCAUCAUCAUCAUCCGCACCAUCCUCAUGACCGUGACGCAUACACGUCAUUCACGAAUCGGUCGUCUAUGAGCAUCAAUAAAUCAUCCUUAUUCUCAUCAUCCGUUAAUCAUUAUCAUGAUCCAUAAUGAUCAAUUAUUAUCCAUAAUCACCAUCAAUCGAUCGUUCUUAUUGUCAUCACGAUCCAUGGGCAGAUGGCCCGUCGGUGUCCACUGUACAUGUCGCCAUUCGUUUCCACUUUCCUCUCGGUCUCGUGCCACGCUGCUCAAGUCGUGGCCACAUCUUUCUGGCACCAAUCUCGUCACGUCGUCGUCGUCGUCGCCAUUCUCUGUUAGGUCUCUUCCUCUCUACUCGGUGUCGUCCAUUGACAGCUGUCAUCAUCCCAUCAAUCAUCACCAUCGAAAGCCAUCACCGGUCAAACAUCCGUCCGUCCGUCCGUUCAUGGUCAUCGAUCAUUCCACCAUGGUGUGCACAGCAGGUACCGGCUGAAAAUGCUGCUGCGCUUCGCGAGGUCCCGUGCUCCUUUGGACCCCUCCCCACUGGUUCCACACCAACGGAGGAGGCUGAGGAGGUUGGAGGAGAAAAGGAGAGCAUCGCUUUAAAGCUUUCGUGACUGCAGGGAUUCAUCUUGUUGGUUCUUUCGGUAAAGUCACGUAGAA
Messenger RNA from Lethenteron reissneri (Far Eastern brook lamprey), 6547 nucleotides. RefSeq names its product solute carrier family 2, facilitated glucose transporter member 11-like. NCBI's taxonomy places the organism in Eukaryota, Metazoa, Chordata, Hyperoartia, Petromyzontiformes, Petromyzontidae. Gene Ontology annotation, cellular component: plasma membrane. Gene Ontology annotation, molecular function: D-glucose transmembrane transporter activity. Gene Ontology annotation, biological process: dehydroascorbic acid transport. The record is from RefSeq and is a predicted model, not a curated record.